Molecule: messenger RNA, 821 nt
Organism: Talpa occidentalis (Iberian mole)
Lineage: Eukaryota; Metazoa; Chordata; Mammalia; Eulipotyphla; Talpidae
Product: HLA class II histocompatibility antigen, DO beta chain-like
Biological process (GO): peptide antigen assembly with MHC class II protein complex; antigen processing and presentation of exogenous peptide antigen via MHC class II; positive regulation of T cell activation
Cellular component (GO): membrane; MHC class II protein complex
Molecular function (GO): MHC class II protein complex binding
Source: RefSeq, a predicted model, not a curated record
UAUGACUCAAGGCACAGACUACCCAGAAGAUUUUGUGAUUCAGGCAAAGGCUGACUGCUACUUCACCAAUGGGACGGAAAAGGUGCAUUUUUUGGUCAGAUUCAUCUUCAAUUUGGAAGAGUAUGCACGCUUUGACAGUGACGUGGGGAUGUUUGUGGCACUGACGGAGCUGGGGAAGCCCGAUGCUGAGCUGUGGAACAGUCGGCCGGAUAUACUGGAGAGGAGCAGGGCUUCCGUGGAUGCUCUCUGCAGACGCAACUACGUGGGGGCACCCUUCACUGUGGGGAGAAGAGUGCAACCAGAGGUGACAGUGUACCCUGAGCGGACCCCAUCCCUGCAGCACCACAACCUGCUGCUCUGCUCUGUGACGGGAUUCUAUCCAGGGCACAUCCAGGUCAGGUGGUUCCGGAACGGGCAUGAGGAGAGCGAGGGGGUCACGCCCACUGGCCUCAUCAGGAAUGGAGACUGGACCUUUCAGACAACAUUGACGCUGGAAAUGACUCCUGAGCUUGGGGACGUCUACACCUGCCUUGUUGAGCAUCCCAGCCUGCUGAGCCCUGUGUCUGUGGAGUGGAGAGCUCAGUCUGAAUACUCUUGGCAAAAGAUGCUGGCUGGAGGUGCAGCCUUCCUGCUUGGGCUAGUCCUCCUUCUGGUGGGGACUGUCAUCCACCUCAGGGCUCGAAAAGGAUACAUGGAGGCUCAGCUGUCUGGUUAUGAGGUGUGCAGAAAUGUUUUCCCGCCACAGGCAUGCGAGGGCCCUGAGUGGAGACUGUCUCCUGGAUACUGAAGCAGCUCCUGGGCCCUGGACUAGGCAGAGGACA